AGUCUCACCUUGCACUCACAACUCAGCUUGACAACCUUGCAGGACCCACCUUAACCCUACAAGGCUCCCAUAUCUGCUCCGGCGUCCAUUCAACCUACCAGCCCACCCACCGGACGAUCAACCAUGGUGUCAAUGGGACGCCAAAUGCUUGGCUUCUGCCUGGCCAUCAUCGGCGCAGUCGGGACCAUCAUCGUCUGCGCUCUGCCCAUGUGGAAGGUGACCGCCUUCAUCGGGGCCAACAUCAUCACGGCGCAGGUCAUCUGGGAGGGCCUGUGGAUGAACUGCGUGGUCCAAAGCACGGGGCAGAUGCAGUGCAAGAUCUACGACUCGCUGCUGCAGCUGCCGCAGGACCUGCAGGCCGCCAGAGCGCUGGUGGUCGUCUCCAUCAUCGCCGGGGCCUUCGGGGUGCUCCUGGGCAUCGCCGGGGGCAAGUGCACCAACUUUGUGGAGGAAGAGCGGGCCAAGUCCAGGGUGGCCAUCGCCGCCGGGGUAAUCUUCAUCAUCGCCGGCGUGCUCGUCCUCAUUCCCGUGAGCUGGUCGGCCAACACCAUCAUCCAGAACUUUUACAACCCCAUCCUCACCAACCCCCAGCGGAGGGAGAUGGGGGCCGCGCUGUACAUCGGCUGGGCCUGUGCCGGCCUGCUGAUCCUGGGAGGGGCCCUUCUUUGCAGCUCCUGCCCCCCCAAAGAGGACGCGCCGGAGUACCCAGUGAAGUACUCCCAGGCCCGAUCCAACGCCACCAGCCGGGCCUACGUCUAAGGACGCCACGCUUAAAGACAAUUCAGAGAAGCUAUUUAAUUAAGAUAUAUACACCUUCGUGACCUUUGUGGCUCUGGAACAGGUCCAGGACAACACUGACCUUUCAAAAUGGGACAUGUGAUUUCCUAUCUCUGUGACGAAAGAGAAUGAUUGUUCAGAGGACGACGCAACUGUUGGGGGUUUGAUCGGGCCCCCAAAGGGUGGGAAACCUAACCGACUGCGACGAGAGCCAUGCUAUGCUACCUGUGUACUUAAUAUACAAUACACACAUGUUGGACUUGUUUGAUUUUAAAACCAACGUCUGUGACAACUGUGAUGAAGAAAUUGUCUUUCUUUGGUUAAGAAUUGUAUGUACAUAUUGUUUGACUUUUACUAAUGUUAUAUUGCUAUCAUUCACAAGUCCAUUGUGUUUUGUAUACAUGCAUAUCAUACUGUUUAUUUUUUAUUAAAAAAUCUUUCAUUCACCCAA
Molecule: messenger RNA, 1228 nt
Organism: Gadus morhua (Atlantic cod)
Lineage: Eukaryota; Metazoa; Chordata; Actinopteri; Gadiformes; Gadidae
Gene: cldne
Product: claudin e
Exons: 1
Coding region: 124-759 (211 amino acids)
Cellular component (GO): bicellular tight junction; membrane
Molecular function (GO): structural molecule activity
Source: RefSeq, a predicted model, not a curated record